AUGAAUGCUCUGACGAUGGAUGUCAUGGAUGAAGGAGGUGUGGUGCAAGCUGUGCCAGAGGCGCGGGCAAAAGGAGGGGAUUUGCCCCUCACGACCCGGGCUCUCGAAUGCCCAAAGGCCCGCCGAGCAGGGGGACCAAUCCCCACAGCGGCGGCGUCGGAAGGAGGAAUGAAUGCCAGAGACCGCCGCAGGGUGCGCAGACAGCAGGAGCGACAGCUGCAGCAACAGCGGCACCUGGAGGAAACGCGAGAGGAGAACGUGCAGCCGCAGCUGCAGGUGCACCAACUUUCACGCGGACUAGAGGAAUUGAGAGGGGAGAAUGCGCAGCUGAGGGAGGUGGGCCGGCAAGCUCUAUUUGGAGCUGCUGCAUGGCCACCUCCAGCAAAGCCAGCGACCAGUCGAGAAACAUGA
This is a messenger RNA of Aspergillus novofumigatus IBT 16806, 411 nucleotides long. RefSeq lists its product as uncharacterized. Bases 1 to 411 code for a protein of 136 amino acids. The record is from RefSeq and is a predicted model, not a curated record. The transcript has 2 exons. Lineage: Eukaryota; Fungi; Ascomycota; Eurotiomycetes; Eurotiales; Aspergillaceae.